UUCAGGUAUGCGCGCACUAGCGCACUACGCUCCCGUCAAUGCGCUUGCGCGAGAGAUUCCGUUGUCGAACAGAAACCGAGUGUUUGAGGACUCGUAUAAUGUAGAAUUUACCGGUGGGAAAAAACGUUAACAGUGCGGUCAGUUUUGCAGGCGACGACUUACUUUGACAUUAAGAUGGAGUAAAGAAAAAAUUUUAGAGAAAAUUUGCAACUGCAAGAGCGACGUAUGGAUGAGGGGCUUUCAGUGGCUAUCCGCAACGAAAACUGCAAGAUCAAAUUUAAGAGUAAAUUUUGCGGAGAAACUGUGGUAGUAGAAGAAUCAAAAACAAUAUUAAAAUGGAAGAUCAAAACAGGGAUCCUUGUGUGGCAUUAAUAUUAAAGGACUCGCGAUUGUUAGUUAACAGGAAACAGCUAAUUAGUAAGAGUCAAUAUUUUGCCAUGCUUCUCUCUGAAAGCUACAUUGAUCACCUCCAACAGGAACAUGUAAUCAAUUAUGAUAUUUCAAUCUCUACAUUACAGGAUUACAUCAAUUGGAUUCACGACGAAGACUUUUGCAUGAAGUUUGACUUUGUAUGCAAAACAUCCUUGGAAAAACAUUGUAAUCCUAACUCUUACGAAGAUCUUGUGAAGUUGCUAGAUUUAAGUGUUUUGUUUUUAACGGAUCUGCUAACAGAUGAGAUAACAAAUAUAAUGGAAGCUAUUCUGGUAAUACCAGAGCUUUUAAUUGACAUUUGGCUCGUAGCAAGGGACUUGGGCCUUUCGACACUGCAGGAUAUUUUUUUUGCCGCGUGCUUAGAUUAUUUCGAUAAGUUGCCAAUUGAUAAGCUCCUUCAUCUAGAAAGUCAGAAUUUGCAAAAAUUGCUUAACAAUGAAAAUAUAUCAUCUACAGAGGAAAAUAUGUGGAAUAUAUUGUUUAUGUGGGUGAAGGCUAAUAAAAUUGAAGAAUUGCCAACUAAAAUACCAAUUUUGAUAAAAGAUAAAAAACCGAAAGUCUUAAAUUGCAUUAUAGAUUAUGAGAAGCCUCAAAAUUAUAAUAGUAAAAUUUUCCUUUAUUGUUGGGACGGUAGAAAUUUCUUCAAAUAUUCCACAUUAACGUAUCCUAAAGAAAUUACUAAUGCACGACAUCCAUUAAUAGGAAUGCAAUUUACUGGCAGAAGAUAUGAUUUGUACAUGUGUGGUGGCGAAUACGGUGUAGGGAGAGGAAAAUUCAACGAGAAGAUUUGGCAUUAUUCUUUAAUAUCUAAGAAAUGGAUUUUUGAGACACGUAUGCCACGUCCGAGGAGGAAUAUGAUUACAGUACUUUUCAAAAAUAAACUAUACCUUAUAGGCGGUGUAGGAGAAUAUCGCACACAAUUAAAAAGCGUCAAUAUUUACGAUAUACAUUCGCGCAUUUGGACUAAGGGUUCACAGAUACCUGCAAGCUUUUCUGGAAUCCCUGAAUAUUGUGUUGAUGAUGACAAAUUAAUUAUAUAUAUGACCCAACUUCAUGUACUUAUAUAUUAUAGCAAGGAUGAUACCUGGACACAUUUUAAGUUAUUGUGUGACAAAUCAUUAUCUCAAGAAAUAAUAUUAAUGGGAUUAGAUGAGAGUGCAUGUUUCCUUGAUGUCAUAAAUAAAGAUGCGACAGACGAUAUAGUUCUUAGAUGCAUGAAAUAUGAGACAGGCAGUACGAAAUGUCUCAAAAAUGACACUGAUUACACGUGUGAGGAAAGAUCUAUAUUACUCGGACCCCAAUUCAGACUGGGACAUCAUAAAGAUUUUUGCAGCAUAGAUACAUUCCUCAUACAAUGUAGAAAUAGUGACAACAUAUAUGUGUGGCUCCGUCAGAACUAUUCUUUACGUUAUAAUGCCGUAUACAAUAAUUUUCACGUGCAUACUGUCCCCAUACAGGAAUCUAUAAAAUUUAACUCACUUUUUUACAACCAUACCACAACUUUAUUUUCUUCAACCACAAAAAAGUUUUUUCGUUUAAUGGAUACAGCUGACUUGCAUUCCGGGUCGACCACAAUUACAUAAUGAUCUCCGAUUACAUUAUUGUGAUGUACUACAAAUCCUGUCAUCUGAUAUGAAGAUACCGAACAAUUA
Molecule: messenger RNA, 2084 nt
Organism: Dinoponera quadriceps
Lineage: Eukaryota; Metazoa; Arthropoda; Insecta; Hymenoptera; Formicidae
Exons: 8
Coding region: 336-2015 (559 amino acids)
Molecular function (GO): protein binding
Source: RefSeq, a predicted model, not a curated record